Messenger RNA from Notothenia coriiceps (black rockcod), 1236 nucleotides. RefSeq names its product THAP domain-containing protein 5. The record is from RefSeq and is a predicted model, not a curated record. Bases 84 to 1106 code for a protein of 340 amino acids. NCBI's taxonomy places the organism in Eukaryota, Metazoa, Chordata, Actinopteri, Perciformes, Nototheniidae. The transcript has 3 exons. Gene Ontology annotation, cellular component: nucleus.
GUUCACGGACUGGUUUGUGUUUUGAAAAACGUUAGCAACAAACGUGUUUAUGUGAAGCGUUUUCAUGCAGUUUCUCAGCAGAUAUGCCCCGUUACUGCGCCGUGAAGGUGUGCAGAAACCGCGGGGGAACUACACCCAGACCACACAACAAGAGAAUCAGCUUCUACCCGUUUCCCUUACAAGACAAGACCAGACUGCAGAAAUGGGUGGACAACAUGAAGCGGGAAGAAUGGGCCCCGAGUCGCCAUCAGUACCUGUGCAGCGAGCAUUUUACAGAGGACUGCUUCGAUAUCCGAUGGGGCAUCCGCUACCUGAAGAACACAGCCAUCCCGACUGAAUUUCCCUCCAGUGGGGAUGAUGCAGAGAAAAAGGUUACCACCAUUAAAAGAAGCCCUAAGGCCAAACUCAAGACUUUGGAUAUUGACACUGAAACCAAAGGAUUUGACUCUCCUCUCAGCACUAAGCCACUCAUUUUGAGUAGAACAUGCAACAAGGUCCAGUCAAAUACAACAAACGGCAUUGAAGCUGAGCACACUGGGAUGAUAUUUGAAUCGCCUCUGGUGUCGGACACUUGCAUCUCCUGUCCUUCAAAGGAGACACAAACUGCUGCUGCUGGUGAGUUACCAGGCAUGCCGAAAGCAUCGUGCCUCACACUGUUCCGACGCGAUGAGCCUCAUCCUGAAGAGCAGGCUCCCUCCAUUGUGACUGUGUUGUGCUGCGAGUCACUGGGCCCUUUCUCAGAAGGAGAGGAACAUGUGGACGCAGCUGCCCUCCAAACCGCUCUGGGCCAGGCUUUUAGCUUCGUCCCUGUGGAAAUAGUCAUGGACCAAACCAACGCUUGCUUUUCAGAGGAGACACCCAGCUAUUUCGAGCACAUUUCUGUUUACGAGCACUCGUACUGCAGGCCGGACACGGACAAGGAUCAGCUGUGGCAAAAGAUCUUGAGUUUGCAUGCAAAGAUCUUGGAAAUGGACGAAAGGGAAGUGAGCACCAUGGACAAGAUCCGUGCUCUGGAGACAGAGGUAGCCCUCCUGAAGAAAGACGGUUGCGUUUUUAAAGAGAAGCAGAACAUUUUAGAAGAUUAUAUCACAUCCAUGCUGCUCUGAUGAGCGUGGGUUUCAAUUGUUACCAUUGAGCGACUUGCUGAUAUGUAAUGUUACACAUGCUCCCAUACAAUCAAUCAAUCAAUCAAUGUUUAUUUAUAUAUCACAAAUGUUACAUUUGUCUCAGUGGACU